This is a messenger RNA of Anoplophora glabripennis (Asian longhorned beetle), 1011 nucleotides long. Lineage: Eukaryota; Metazoa; Arthropoda; Insecta; Coleoptera; Cerambycidae. The record is from the annotation of a RefSeq genome assembly.
AUUAUAAAUUUUUAUAAAAUCCUAUUUUUUUUAACUUUAAUAUUCGGCACUUUAAUAGCAAUUUCAUCAUAUUCUUGAUUAAGAAUAUGAAUAGGACUAGAAAUUAAUCUUCUUUCAAUUAUCCCCUUGUGGAAAGAUAGAAAAAAUUUAUAUCCGGCGGAAUCUGCCUUAAAAUACUUUAUUACUCAAUCUUUAGCAUCAAGAAUUCUUUUAUUAGCAAUUAUCUUAUCAUUAAAUCUAAAAGAAUUUUUUUUAGAAACAUUUCAAUUCCUAUCUAUUAUCAUAAACUCUGCUCUUUUAACUAAAAUAGGUGCAGCCCCUUUCCAUACCUGAUUCCCCGAAGUUAUGGAAGGAUUAAAUUGAAUAAUAAGAUUAUUAAUAUUAACAUGACAAAAACUAGCUCCAAUAAUUUUAAUUUUCUAUAAUUAUCAAAUAAGACAAUUUUUAUUAAUUAUUAUCCUUAGUUCUACAAUUUUAAGAGGAAUUUUAGGAUUAAAUCAAAUUAGAUUACGUAAAAUUUUAGCAUAUUCGUCUAUUAAUCAUAUCAGCUGAAUAUUAGCAAGAUUAUUACAAAAUCAAAUAAUUUGAGUAAUUUAUUUCUCAAUUUACUCAAUUAUUACAAUUAAUCUCAUCAUUAUUUUCAAAAUUAUGCAUAUUUUCACUUUAACUCAAUUAUUUAAUUCUAUAAAUUUUUCUAAAUCUAUAAAUUUUCCUUUCUCCUUAAAUUUUUUUCCAUUAGGUGGAUUACCACCAUUUAUAGGGUUUUUCCCUAAAUGACUAGUAUCCAAUAAUUUAAUUUUAACCAAAUUUAACUUUCUAAGAAUUCUUUUAAUUGUUUUCACACUCAUCACUUUAUAUUUUUAUUUACGAAUUAGAUUCUCAUCUUUAAUGAUUAAUUUUUACGAAUCAUUAAUUUUUUAUUCAAAAAAAAUUAACUUUAAAAUUUUUUUUGUUAACUUAAUUUCUUUAAGUGGUUUACUAGCUUGCUCCUUAAUUUUUAAUUAUUUUUAA